AUAAAAUUGGGAAUUUGGGGAUCUAGGGUUUUAUUUUUGCAGGUUUUAUUUUUUCCAGCUUCUAUCGUCUUCUGUAGUUUUCAACACUAUAGAGGACUACACGCCAUGACGAAUAACGCCCCGUCGUAGGCACAGCGAAACCAAGACGACAACCAUGUAUCCCUCACCAUCCCCUUGCUGUCCCGCCACCGAUCCACUUCCAACUCCUCUUCUCAGGUUGCCAUCGUUGGCGCCAACAUCUGUCCCAUCGAGAGCUUCGACUACGAGAUUGUGGAGAAUGAUUUCUUCAGGCAGGACUGGAGAGCCCGCGGAAGCAUCCAUAUUUUCUAGUACAUAUUUAUGAAGUAGCUGCUGUGUUUCUUGAUUGGCAUCAUUGUUAGUCUCAUCGGCUUCUUCAACAAUCUCGCUGUUGAGAAUAUUGCAGGCAUCAAGUUCGUGGUCACCUCGAACAUGAUGUUGAUGGGCAGGUAUGGGAUGGCAUUUCUGGUGUUCUCUAUUUCCAAUCUGGUUCUUACUUUCUUUGCCGCUAGUCUCACGGCCUUCGUCGGGCCAGUAGUUGCUGGUUCCGGUAUUCCGGAAGUGAAGGCCUACUUGAAUGGGGUUGUUGCGCCCGAAAUUCUAUCCUUUCAAACUUUAGUUGUUAAGGUUAUUCUUCUCAUUUCUAAGUGUUUCAACUACUAAUUUAAAUUCUUGGAUUUUCCAAUAUCUUCAGCUGUUUCGUCAUUGGAAAUUGGGAUCCCGCCAAGAAAUUUGCUUGAUCUGAUGAUUUUGGGGUCAUUUGUCCAGGUGCAAUGAGGGGUGGUCUGGGGUGAUUUGCCACCAGUGGGUGAGUUAAGGGGUGAUCUGCAUGUUUUGCCAUUAUUUUCAGUAGGAUUUCUACUUUUAGUCCAGAGGAUGCAGAGCUUGUAGUCAGCUAUGGGAACUAAAAAUGGUUUGCUGUCAGUUUUGGGAUUCAAGUUUUUCAAGGACAGAGAGAUAGGACCCAUCAGAAUUUUGCACCAAGACAUAUAGAUAUAUGAUUACCUUCUCAUUAUAGAAAGAUAGAUAAAUUUUUCCAUUGAAACCGUAGUUAAAGGACCAAAAACGGCAGACUUAUACUCUGAAGCAAGACUUAGAGGCAAUCUAGAUUGGUAGUGGACACAAUUAACAGUACCAUUUAUCUGCCCCACACCACUCAUAACUUUCUUUAGAGGGAAUAGAGGGUGCUUAAAAGUCUCUGGUUUUUGGUCCUUUAACUACGGUUUCAAUGGAAAGAUUUAUCUAUCUUUUUGUGAGGAGAAGGGAAUCAUAUAUCUAUAUGUCUUGGUGCGAAAUUCUGAUGGGUCGUAUCUCUCUGUCCAUGAAAACUUGAAUCGCAAAACUGACAGCAAACCAUUUUUAGUUCCCAUAGCUGACUACAAGCUCUGCAUCCUCUAGACUAAAAGUAGGAAUCUUACUGAAAACAAUCAAACAACCCUUUAUUUGGCCGAGGUAGAUGUUUGGGAGGAUCCUCUAGUCAUUCAAAGGAGAAGCAUGAUUUGAUCGCUUGCAGUUUAAGCAACUGUCUACUGUUUCCUCCUGAGCCUGAGGAAGCACUUAAAGGGAAAGAAGUAGGUCCUGAUGCAUUCGUCAAAUACUCUUUACCCUCUUACUAAACUAUUCUAGUUGUCAUACCUGCUAUUUUUAGACUGGAAAUAGAUUGCCUUUUCUAAACCAAAUAGCCCUUUACUCAACCGCUAGUUUCUACUCAUUCAGAGGAAAAUUUUGAUUUGAAUGCCUGCUGUUUAUACGACAGUCUUCUGUUCUUAGUGCCUUUUCUGCGUUGGUUGGUAGGGAUACAUCUCUAGAUCUAAAUGGAGAUGGAGAAAAGUCGACACAGAUCAGGCUUAGGCUUCUCCAAAAAAUGUGAUGGAAGGGAAAGGGUCUUGGGAAGGGUGAGCUAGGAAUUGUUGAGCCUAUAAAAUUUAGGAUGAAUUACAACAGACCAGUGAUUGGAGAAGAUGUUACUUAUGAUAUUGAUGACACUGAAGAGAAUCAACUAGAUAUUGAAAGACGAUUGAGGUGGCAGCAGCAGUAUGUACUUAAUCUUUUAGAUGGUGACUUUUUUUUUUUUUUUUUUUUUAUCUGUUAUUGGAUAAUAGUGAUUAUCUACUUGUGUACUAAAAAUGGAAUGCCUUUUCUAAACCAAACAACCUUCACAAUGUUGAAUUAGAGUAUAAAGGUAGUGAUUAACU
This is a messenger RNA of Rubroshorea leprosula, 2213 nucleotides long. Lineage: Eukaryota; Viridiplantae; Streptophyta; Magnoliopsida; Malvales; Dipterocarpaceae. The record is from the annotation of a GenBank genome assembly.